GCUCAGCGGCACAAACUAUCUUUGCAGUGAAAUGUUUAAACUCAGAAUGAGGAACUUCACCUUGAUAACAGCUUUACUUCUCUGCAGCCUCAGCUGGAUCUCUGUCUCAGCUUCUGAGUCUCACACUGUGGAGGUCCAGUCUGGUGGAGACGUCACUCUGAUGUGCUCCAACAUUUCCAGCACUCAAACUCAUACAGAAUGGUUCAGAGUGAUCAACAGAACCAAGCCCAGCUGUGUCUCCUCUAUGUACGGGUCUGAUAGCGAAGCCUUGCACUGUGAUGGAUUUGAAAAUGGAUUUAAGAUGAGCUCCAACAUCUCUACUGUCUUUCUUAACAUCACAAGAGUGAAUUCCUCUCACUCUGGACUGUAUUUCUGUGGAUUUAACCAAAGCAACCAUAUAGUCCUUGGCAAUGCAAUAUAUCUACAACUCCAAGAUGGAAUGACAAACAUCAUGAAUGUGAUCCUGACUGUUCUGACUGUUUUCCUCACUAUAGUCAUCAUUGUUCUCGCUGUUAAAAUCAGGAAACUUCAGACAGCUGUGAAUGAAGAACUGCAGCCAGAAAGAAACAAGGAUCUGGGCUCAGAUGAACUGAACUACGCAGCUCUAAAUUUCCAGGCGCAACCCAAAAGAAGCCGCAGGCCUGCAUCAGAGAGAGAGAUGGAGCCACAUGUUGUGUAUGCUGCCACCAGAUAGACACAAGCAGCAAUAGGACUGCAACGCUCAGUGUAACUAAUGCUUUAUCAUAUUCAUCUGCUGUCAGAGUCAAUGGCAACAAUCUUUUAUUAAAUAAAGUUCCUAUACUCAAAGUC
Molecule: messenger RNA, 810 nt
Organism: Sander lucioperca (pikeperch)
Lineage: Eukaryota; Metazoa; Chordata; Actinopteri; Perciformes; Percidae
Product: T-cell surface glycoprotein CD8 beta chain-like
Exons: 5
Coding region: 32-694 (220 amino acids)
Biological process (GO): response to bacterium
Source: RefSeq, a predicted model, not a curated record